Messenger RNA from Pocillopora meandrina, 6301 nucleotides. NCBI's taxonomy places the organism in Eukaryota, Metazoa, Cnidaria, Anthozoa, Scleractinia, Pocilloporidae. The record is from the annotation of a GenBank genome assembly.
AUGAUUUUUAUCAAGGUUGUAUUUAGUCUGCUCUAUUGCAGCUUGAGUUUUCAAACAGCAAGCGGUGAAAGUGACACAGCAAAAGCCACUCCCGAUACUUCGACAUCAAGCAAAUGCCACAGCGUUCACUUCAACAAUUAUUAUUCUGGGCCAGCAAAUAAGGACAUCAAGGUACACCUUCUCAAAAUAGAGAAUCAACUCGCAAAUUUAGAGAAAAAAAUUGAUGCUUUGACGGAGAACAAAACAACUCCGCUAGGUGAGUUUAUAUAUAUAUACGUCUUACAACUCAUCCAUGGUGAAAUACAUCAUACUAGCUAAUGUUGUUUGAUGUCUCUAAACAGCUAUGAAAAACUGUGCUGAGCUGUACAAAUCCGGCAAAAGAAUCACAGGAGUUUACACAAUCGACCCCGAUGGUUUAGGUGCGUUUGAUGUGUUUUGCGACCAAAAGUCUUCCCGUGGCGGUUGGACAGUAUUCCAGAAGAGACUCGAUGGCUCCGUUGAUUUCGUCAGUCGCGGCUGGGCGGAUUACAAACGUGGAUUCGGAAACUUAAAUGGGGAAUUUUGGCUCGGACUGGACAAGAUACACCGCCUGACGAAAAUAAAGAGUAGACUGCGAGUGGAACUUGAAGACAUACAAGGAAAGGCAGCUUACGCUGAAUAUGACAUGUUUUCUGUUUCCGACGAAAGAACUAAAUAUAGAUUUGGCCUUGGGAUAUAUACAGGUGAGUGCUUACAAUCUGUGGAUUGGUCUAUUUUACCCAAAAUAUAGUUUCUAUAGAGAUACAACCGAAUUAGAACGAUUCUUUCAUUUUUAUACAGACCAAUAAGCCUAGUGUCAAAGAAAAGGGUACUAUAGCUGUUAUUUGCUCCAGAUCCCCAAAAUAGUAGAUUCUUCGGGUUUUUUUCUUAUUAUUUUUGUUUGCUUGCUCGUUUUGAGUUUUUUUGUGUGUGUGUGUGUGUCAGAGUUUAUCACAUUCUCUUCUAUCAUCAGAGACUGAAAUACACUAAAAGACUCAAUUUCUCUCAAACUAACACACAAUUUCUGGACUUAAUGAUGGUUCCUGAACUCCCGCCUUAGGGGAAGCCGCAAGUUUAGAGUUGUGCCUACUUACGCUAACUUCCGGUGUUUUUGUCUCAGGAACUGCUGGUGAUUCUUUGAGCUAUCAUCGAAACAUGGCAUUCUCCACCAAAGAUCGCGACAAUGAUGAUUCCUCGACCAACUGUGCCGCAAAAUAUGGUAGUGCUUGGUGGUACAAAAGCUGUGUCCGUGCCAACUUAAACGGCUACUAUUAUCACGGUCAGCACACUUCGGCCCCUUGGCGCGGUAUCAACUGGAAUGUAUGGAAGGGUCAUAGUUACUCUGCUAAGAGAGCUGAAAUGAAGAUCAGGCCCGUGGACUUUUUAAGUUAGAAAGAUACUCAAACAAGAAAUACAGUACUUCAGCUAGCUAUCAGCUUCUCUACAUAGUUGAGUGACACGGAAUAAAAAGCAGUGUAACGUGCUACAAUAUUUGAAUGGGUUUGACACAAAGGUAUAGGUUUAAUAAAAGAGAAGAGAAAUACGUUAAUUUCAUUUUCGUGUAUCACUAUAUUUGUUUUACGAUCGAAAGCUUGAAACUGACAAAAUUUCUUUGCAACUUUGGCGAUAUCCAAUUUAAUGUCAGUGGUAAUCAUGUUUAUCGGGAAUUACAUCGAUUUUGGCAGAAAUUUCUAUGUUUUGUGAUUGUUGUGGAACUUGUGUCUUACAAGAGUUCUCAGCAGUUUUCCUUUUUUUAUUUUUUUAAUAUUUAUAUCGUCCUUCUGCUUUGCUCCAUUCAGUCAGACAUGAAAUUUACCCCUGUAACUUAUCUAACUUGAACAAGGGAAAUAGUGACACCUUUACCACCGUCCCCCUCUCGAAAAGUUGUCAGUUUUACCUGAUAGAUCCUCAGUCAUAGAGUUGCUGGUGAUAUCUUGGAUCCCUGAUCCAAGCUCAGGGGGAAAAUAAUUUUAAACUACCUUACCUGAGUAGGACGAUAAUAGGCCUUUUCUUUCACAGCUCUGUUAAACACAAGAGCUUAAAAACCAAAAAGAUCUUACAUGAUUUAUUGGAAUUUUGAAAAGAAUCAGAAGAGCAAAAAUAAAUGAUAGUUUUUUCAAGGAAAAUACGAUACAUACAAAACCUCUGACUUGGGACUGUAUUACUUUGACAUGCGAGCUUAGCCCUGUUGAUUUGGACGAAGUCACGCAAAAUCAUUCAUUGUAGCUCAGACAUAGUGAAGCAACCCAACCCAUUUAAGAGCGUUAUUUCUCCUUAUGAGUUUUCACCCCAGACUCCCCUGGAUGGAUUCCCCAACCAACCUUUCUCCUUAUCGGGUAAACUAUUGUACUCUCUUCUACUUAUGUCUCCAAUUCUGCACUCCGUUUAGAAAUAAUCUGCUGCUAUUAAUGAAGGAAAAGUGUGAAAGUUGUUCCUCCGUUAAAGAGAUCAUCUGGUAAGUUGUUAUGAUGACUAUGAGGUAGGUAGUAAAGUAUGCCGUUAAAUCUUCGCCAAAAUUCGAGGUUUAUUUUCAACAUUCAAGUUCUUCUUUUAAACCAUAUGCAACAUUUAAGUGAUAUGUUUUAGAAUACAAAGGAUAUGAUUUUGAAUACAAAGAAAGGGUUUGCUCCAAGACAUUGUACAUAGAGUUCAUAUCUAAAUAGUAAACAUAACGAAACUCUUGAUUGUUUAAAAAAGCACUUGAAUUCUGGCCGAUAUUUUUAAAAGGGCAUAGCCAUGGAGCUAAUCUGACUGAAGUGUGAAGUUCUUGAACUCUAUUGCCAUUUAGUUUUUUAACUCAAACUUCCGUAGGAACACUCGAGAAUAAAAAUGCAAGCCGUUAUUUUUUUCCUUCUUAUUAUGUCGCCAAAUCAACAUUGUCUCUCCAAGCGUCCGAAGUGGAGACGCGGAAAACCGGGAAUGAGAAUUUCGAGCCUCUUUCAGUAGGUUUGGUUCUGUCCCCAAUAUCGUGCUAUUGAAUUCUGCUCAGAUAUCUUGGGGGCAGUGUAAGGGCCGAAAUUUUUAACCUGAUUACAUGGAGUUAUCAACAUAAUUCGAAAUGACGUCUGUCCCAAUAGCUUAAAUGAUUUAGGUGGUUUUUCCUUCUUUUCACUUGAUCCUUGAUCAAAAUACAUCUGUAUAGACCAGUUACAAACGAAGAGGAGAUGUGCGUAAGAAUGCUCAGUUAGAGAGAAAAGGGUUUUGAAGUCUUAAAAUCGACGAUGACAACAACCCCAACGAUCAAUAUGGAAAUUUUUUGUAGAACCGUACACUAAAAUCACCCAGGUGGUUUUCCUUCUUUUUGCUCCAUUCUCAAUCAUGGAACACCAGUUGCUCUUCGCAAACGAAGAGCAACUGGAAAGAAACGGGCUUCAAAGUCUUGAAAUUGACAAUGACAAUAGUCCAAAACUUAUUUAUGGAAAUAUUUUGUCGCGCCGCGUGAGUGAUUUAAAUUCUUGUUUCUGAAGUUGAUUUUCGCGUUUCUACGUGGCUGCCAUAUGGGUGUAUGUCAAGCAUAUUUGGCAGCUGGUUUACCAUGUUUUGAGGUUUUAAAGAUGUCAUUUGAUUUGACCUUUAAGACUUACCAUUAUGCGAUUGUAUCAACCUGGUAAUAAUUGUAAACGAUUUGUAACCAGUUUUGAUAAAUUUUGAAUUGUUUCACAACUGCACCUCCAUCAGUAACAGUUGUUUUGAUAUGUCAGAAAUGAUCACUGCUUCAGCUUGUACUAUUGUACAAGGGGUCGUAAAUGUUGAUUUGAACUGCUCGUGGUGUUGCGUUUGUGUAACCUGCGGCGUAGCACACGUUUUUUUUUUGUCUGUUUUUAUUUCUGUUGCGGCUUCGCAAUUUGCCCAGGUGCUCCCCGGCUACGCUCACUAGUUAUUAAGACCUCUCACGUAAAAUUGCUAACUUAUUUCACCGAAAAUCCCCAAAGAAACUCGAGUUAACGCUUCAAUAGUGUCUAGCUUAUCUUUGACAGGCAAUUCAGCUCUCUGUGUCCAUGGAAUCCUGUGUUCAACCUAGACCGGAAGUUUGCCUUGGCGUGUUCAAUGCCCAAGUCGAGAGGGAAUGGAAAGGAGGCUUGAAACCUCUCGCUUGGGUGCGAGCCGCUGUUGAUGCUAGGAUAAGACGCUUUGCAAACACUCUUAGUCCUCUUUGUAAAUGUUACACCUCACCAUACAUUCUAGACCUUCCUAUCAUGUUUAUCAUUUUUAUUUGCACAAAUUAUCUUACUUCGAACUUGCAAGUUUUUUAGAAUCCGUUAGAAGUUAAAAAAAACUGCGACGAUUUACCCGUUUGAGGUUCUUUAGACAAACAGACGUGUAGUUGCAUCUCAUUAAGCGCAUGUGUAAGAUUUCAAUUUUUUGCGAACAUUGCGUCAUGAAGCUGCCGUGGAUUAAAACUGGAUUGAUUCUCGAAGGCUGGGGAAAAUUGUAAUAACAAAACAUUUUAGGGAGAAAAAUAUUUUGAAGUGUGCAAAACACAAAACUAACAUUUUUAAAUAAACUCACUCAACCAUAGAUAACCAACUUAGCCUGAAGCAAAAGUGGAAGUUGGUAUGAAAGACGAAACAAAAGCAGUGCUUGUCUAUGACAGUCACUCAAACACGAAAAAUCUACCUGCUUGUAUACUGACGUGGUCAAAAGAACGUAUUUAUAACGAUUUCCUAUAAGUUGAGCAAAUUAUAUUGCUACAACAGCUGGGACGUAAGUUUUCUCGGUCGAGGAUGAAUUUUUUCAAUAUCAUAUUUUGUCUGCUCUGUUGCAGCUCGAUCUUUCAAACACUGAGCGGGGUAAACAGCACAUCAAAACAAGUCACAUCCAACAAAACUUCCGAUACUUCGACAUCAAGCAAGUGCCACAACGUUCACUUCAACAAUUACUAUUCUGGGCCAGCAAAUAAGGACAUCAAGGCACAUCUUCUCAAAAUAGAGAAUAAACUCGCAGAUUUAGAGAAGAAAAUCGAUGCUUUGACGGAAAACAAAACAACUCCACCAGGUGAGUUUUUGUCAAUUUUGUAUAUACGUCUUACAACUCAUCCAUGCUGCAAUAUUAUCAUGCUAACUAUAGUUGUUGAUGUCUCUCGACAGCUAUGAAAAACUGCGCUGAGCUGUACAAAUCCGGCGAAAGAAUUACAGGAGUUUACACAAUCGAUCCCGAUGGUUUGGGUGCGUUUGAUGUGUUUUGCGACCAGAAAUCUGUAGGUGGGGGGUGGACAGUAUUCCAGAAGAGACUCGAUGGCUCCGUUGAUUUCAACAAUCGCGGCUGGGCGGACUUCAGACGUGGAUUCGGAAACUUAAAUGGUGAGUUUUGGCUCGGACUGGACAAGGUACACCGCCUGACCAAAACAAAGAGUAGACUGCGAGUGGAACUCGAAGACACACAAGGAAAGAUAGCUUACGCUGAAUACGAUAUGUUCUCUGUUUCCAGUGAAAGAAAUAAAUACAGACUUGGCCUUGGGAAGUAUACAGGUGAGUGCCUACAAUCUGUGGAUUGGUCUAUUUUACCCUUAAUAUGGUUCCUAAAGAUACAGCCGAAUUAGAGCGAUUCUUUCAUUUUUAUACAGACCAAUAAGCCCAGCGUCACAGAAAAGGUUAUUAUAACUGUUAUUUACUCCAGAUCCCCCAAAACAGUAGAUUAUUCGUUUUUGCUUGUUUGUUUUUGUUUGUUUGUUUGUUUUUUUUUUUUUUUUUCAGAACUUAUUGCAUUCUCUUCUAUCAUCAGAGACUGAAAAACUCUGACAUUCAAUUUCUCUCCAAAGUAACACAAUUUCUGGACUUUCUGAUGGUUCCUAAACUCCCGUCUUUGAGGGGAGCCGCAAGUUUAGUGUUGUGCCUACUUUUGCUAACUGUCCGUGUUUUUGUCUCAGGAACUGCUGGGGAUUCUUUGAGCUUUCAUAGGAACAUGGCAUUCUCCACCAAAGAUCGCGACAAUGAUAAAUACUCGGGCAACUGUGCCGCAUACUAUAAAAGUGCUUGGUGGUACAACAACUGUCUCCGUGCCAACUUAAACGGCUACUAUUACCACGGUUCGCAUGUCGGGUCUGCCCAUCGUGGUAUCAACUGGGAUAAAUGGAAGGGUCAUAGUUACUCCGCUAAGAGAGCUGAAAUGAAGAUCAGGCCUGUGGACUUUUAAGCUAGAAACAUACACAAACAAGAAAUACACUACAUGAGCUAUAGUUUAUCAGCUUUUCUACAUAGUUGAGUGAAACAGAGUAAAAAGCAAUGUAAUGUGCUUUAAUAUUUGAAUGGGUCUAACACAAAGUAAUGGGUUUAAUAAACUGAAA